Messenger RNA from Alnus glutinosa, 1683 nucleotides. RefSeq names its product zinc finger BED domain-containing protein RICESLEEPER 2-like. The coding region runs from base 1 to 1683 and encodes 560 amino acids. The record is from RefSeq and is a predicted model, not a curated record. Gene Ontology annotation, molecular function: DNA binding; protein dimerization activity. The transcript has 3 exons. Lineage: Eukaryota; Viridiplantae; Streptophyta; Magnoliopsida; Fagales; Betulaceae.
AUGAUAGACACUUUGAGUGAUGCAACCACCCCUAUUAUGGUAGAUGACAAUUCUGAAACACCUUCCACUGCAAUUGUUGAAAGCCCCACACCUUCCCAACAGUCACAAUGUAACAAACCACCUGUGAAUCAAUCCAUUGUGUGGAGUCACUUUAAAAAAGUGGAACCGAUCGAUAAGGAAAACCCUAAAGCUAUGUGCAACUAUUGCAAUAGGUUAAUAGGGUGUCAUUAUAAGAGGAAGGGCACUUCAGCCAUGAUGCACCACCUUACCUAUAAUUGCCCAGACUCUCCACUUAAGAAAUCAAAAGAUUCAACACUACCCAAAAACCAAACAAUGUUGCAAAUGUCAUUCAAGAAACCGGUAGAAGGUGGUAGUGGUAACCAAAUUGGAUUCAUGAAGUAUGAUUCAAACAAUAUAAGAAAUUUGAUUGUUCGGUAUUUCAUCAAAAGUGAGCUGCCUUUUAGGCAUGUGGAGAGUGAUGGGUUUAAGGAAUUGAUAAAUGGAAUUGAACCUAGGUUCAAAGUGCCAUGUCGUAUCACUUUACAAAAAGAUUGUUUGAAACUGUAUGAAGAAGAAAAGCUUAGGUUGAGGACUUUUUUGAGCGGUAAAAGGGUAUGCAUCACUACCGAUACAUGGACAUCCCUGCAAAAUAUAAACUACAUGUGUGUUACCGCUAGCUUCAUAGACUCUGAUUGGACGAUUCAUACAAAAAUUCUUAAGUUUAACCAAAUUCUCAAUCAUAGGGGUGAAACUAUUGGAAGAAUGAUAGAGAGUGCAUUGACCCAGUGGGGGAUUGAUAGUGUGUUCACUAUUACAGUCGAUAAUGCCUCAGCCAAUGAUGUGGGGAUUGAGUAUAUGAGAAAGAGGAUAAAGAACAAGAGUCAUACUAUUUUAGGAGGAGAUUUUCUUCACAUGCGUUGUGCCGCUCAUAUUUUAAACUUUGUUGUGCAUGAAGGCUUGAAAGACUUAGGUGACUGUGUUACUAAUAUAAGGAACGCAGUGAGAUAUGUGAGGUCUUCACCGGAGAGGAUGUCAAAGUUUAAAGAUUGUAUAGAGCGGGAAAAAAUUAAAUGUAAAAACAUGGUGUGUUUAGAUAUUCCAACUAGAUGGAACUCUUCAUAUUUGAUGUUGACCACUGCUGAGAAGUACCAAAGAGCUUUUGACCUAUUGGGCGAAAAUGAGCAUAAUUAUUUUGUUGUUCCUCAACCUAUUGAUUGGGAAAAUGCUAGGGCAUUUGCGACAUUUUUGCAAACUUUUUAUGAAGCUACAUUGAAGUUCUCUGGUUCAACUCAUGUCACCUCCAAUUCAUAUUUUUUGCAACUUUGUAUUAUUCAAAAUUCUUUAAAUGAUGGUUGUCUCAGUGAAGAUCAGGUCUUGAGUUCUGUGAGUUUUACGGCAAAAGUGAGAGACCUCCUGAAUCGUUUAAUUGAGCAAUACAAUAAGUUUCAUGGGAGGGGAGUAGGGGAGUCAUCUAACAUUGUUGAAGAUACAAGAAGAGUAGAUGUCAAUCCUAUUUGUGGUGAUGAAGAUAAAGAGAUACAAUAUAGGAAUAUGUUUUCUCAACACCUUGUCGCAGAGAAUGACUUGGAAUCCAUAGCUCGUGAUGUAUUGGCCAUCCCUAUUUCCACCGUUGCCUCUGAGUCUGCCUUUAGCAACGGAGGACGUGUAUUGGAUACCUUUUAG